AAAAAUGAGUAUGUAAUAAGAAUAUGAUUACCUUUUCAAGAUACUUUUGAUUGGAAACUCAGCAGUUGGUAAAUCAUCAUUAUUACUUCGAUUUGCUGACAAUGUAUUUAAUGAAAGUUUUUUACCUACAAUAGGUGUAGAUUUCAAGAUACGUACUUUUGAUUUGAAUGGAAAAACAGUGAAAUUGUAGGUAGUUUUGAUAUAAAAUGUAGAUUUGGGACACAGCAGGAUAAGAAAGGUUUAAAACAAUAACAAAUUCAUAUUAUAAAGGAGCUCAUGGAAUAAUAUUAGUUUAUGAUGUGACUGAUAAGUAAUCAUUUAAAGAUGUUGAAAACUGGUUAGCUGGUAAUGAAUUUUUAUAAAUAAAAUAGAAGUGGAAAAAUAUGCAAAUGAGAAUGUAGUAAGAGUACUAGUUGGAAAUAAAGUUGAUUUAGAGAGUAAAAGAGAAGUAACAUUUGAAGAAGGCAAAGAACUUGCAGAUUCUUUAAAUAUACGUUUUAUAGGUAACAAUUAAUUUUUAUAUAAGAAACAUCUGCAAAGAAUUCAUCAAAUGUUGAAAAAGCAUUCAUAACUUUAGCAAAUGAAAUAAAAGCAAAAGUAGCUAAGAGUAGCGAAGCUGUACCAAUAAAAACAGCACCUCGCAUAACUUAAGAUCAGUAAUAGAAUACUGUUAAAGAUAAUGGAUGUUGUUGACACAUUAUAACCAUAUUAUUAUUAAUUCAAUUUGUGGGUUUAUAUUAG
Paramecium sonneborni is the source of this 741-nucleotide messenger RNA. The record is from the annotation of a GenBank genome assembly. NCBI's taxonomy places the organism in Eukaryota, Ciliophora, Oligohymenophorea, Peniculida, Parameciidae.